This is a messenger RNA of Calliphora vicina (urban bluebottle blowfly), 6176 nucleotides long. RefSeq names its product polyhomeotic-proximal chromatin protein-like. The transcript is spliced from 6 exons. The coding region runs from base 675 to 6119 and encodes 1814 amino acids. NCBI's taxonomy places the organism in Eukaryota, Metazoa, Arthropoda, Insecta, Diptera, Calliphoridae. The record is from RefSeq and is a predicted model, not a curated record. Gene Ontology annotation, cellular component: nucleus. Gene Ontology annotation, molecular function: protein binding; zinc ion binding.
AUUAGUACGUGUUUGAUGGCUAGAGAGUUUGGUUGUUUCGGUUGGAAUACGUUUUUGUGUUUAACAGUGUACAAAAAUAAAGAGAAAAAAAGUCUAAGAUAAUGUGUAUUAAAAGGAAUAAAUAUACAUACUAGUAUUUUAUAAAGAAAAUAAUUAAAAAUAUAAAGAAUAAAGCAAUGAAUUUAAAAAAUAUAUUAGUGGCAAUGAAAAGUUUUCUUUUAAAACAUCUUUAGUGCGUUUACAUAAGUGCAGCUAUUUUCAUCAGUCGUCAUCAUCAGUUUUGUCAAUGAUAAUUAACAAAAUACGCCCGUGAUAUUUAAACAACUAUACAGUUUUUCUCUACAACUUUCAAAAAGAAAAAAAAUUCAUAUUUAAUUUUACAAAAAAAGAAGAAAAAACACCACCUUUUGUUACAACUACAUACACACAAACAGCAAUUUAUUUAUUGUUUUUCAAAAUUUGUUUUACCCUAAAUUUUGUGGUUGUGUUGAACUUUCAGUUUGAGUUUGUACUUUUUUUUCGUUCAAUCAUUUGUUGUGUGUUUUAUUUUGAGAAAAAGUGUGAGGCAAAUAAUUGGUAAAAAAUACAAAUACAAGAAAGAAAAAAAUAAAGGAACUAUGAUGUUGCAUGCUUUAAUAAUUUCAUUUCGUUUAAAUUCGAUUUUAUUUUAAACGAUGGAUCGUCGUGCUUUAAAAGUUCAUCCAAGAAGAACUACGGCCACAAGAGAAAGUGAAAACACAACAACAACCGGAAACACUACAUAUCUGCCAACACAACCCCUUAAGGAUAAUUCAAACAUAAGAAUAAUAAAAUUCAAUGCUGAGCAAGCGCACUUUGUCGACCAAAAACAACCGCAGCAAAUUGUAACACAAAUACAAACAACGCCAACAACAACAACUCCUCUAACAAACGGCAACAACAAUCACAUUAACAACAACAAUAACAAUAACAACAAAAACCAUAAUAACCACAACAACCACUACAGUGCAACAUACUUGACAAAUUCAAAAGUCUCCAACACCAGCCCAACUUCAAACGGCACCGUCACCUCAAAAGUCGCUAAUAACAGCAGUAGUGGUGGUGGUAACGGUGGAAACGAACGCCCUCUCAAGUGUUUAGAAACGUUAGCACAAAAGGCCGGUAUCACAUUUGACGAAAAAUACGAUUUUGCUCCGUCGUCAGCAUCUGCCGCCAACACAACAACUACCUUCACAGUUUCAACCUCAACGCCGCCACCCCCACAUUCCCAGUCACAGUUGACAAACAAAACAUCGUUUACCGUUACGUCAAAUUCCUUCUUUGGCAACGGUAAUAAUAAAAGCUUCACGCUGGAGAAGUCACAGAGUCCAGCCCAACAGGUGGCACCUAAUACGGUGCCCCUACAAAUAUCACCAGAACAAUUGCAACAACUACAACAUUACCAUCAACUGCAGCAUGGCUCGCCCUUUGCUGCCAUCCAAGUUAAACAGGAAUUUCCCACACAGCAACACACGCUGACGGGUCCCGGUAGCACUACCGAAAUAAAACAUCCGAGCCUUCUCGAUGCUGCCACCCAGGGGCAAUUGCAGCAGAUGCAAAUGCAAUUGGCUCAAGCUACAGCUGAUGCCAAUGGAGGCGGUGGUCAAAACAGCCCAGCCACACAACACACGCCCACCAGUGCGGGCGCUGUGGCUGCUAUGCAGCAACAACAUUCGACAACCAUAAGCACCAUGUCGCCGAUGCAAUUGGCCACUGCUACGGGCCAAGUAACGGCAACCGGAGACUGGACACAAGGUCGUACCGUACAACUAAUGCAACCGUCCACAGGCUUCCUAUAUCCGCACAUGUUGGUGCCCGGUAAUCUCAUACAAUCUGGUCUAGGCCAACAACCCAUUCAAGUGAUAGCUGCUGGCAAGCCAUUUCAAAGCGGCGCUCCGCAAAUGAUCGCCACAACUCAGAACACAAAGCAAAUGUCCUUGGGGGGUAAUACUGGGUUUCCUAGUGGUACAACGUACGCCAUACCAUCCAGCCAAUCGCCCCAGACAUUGCUCUUCUCUCCGGUCAAUGUCAUAUCACAGUCGCCACAGCAACAGAAUAUACUGCAAGCAAUGACCGCAGCCGCCAAUGCCCAGCAGCAACAACAGCAGCAGCAACAACAACAACAGCAGCAGCAGCAGCAAAAAGGUUCGGUGGAUGCGCAAAAGAGUUUACAGCAAAAAGUCGUGCAAAAAGUGACCACCACUACGAAUACUGUUCAGUCGGCUGCUGGAGCUGCCCAACAGCAGCAGCAACAAGCCACCCAACAAUGUGUGCAGGUCAAUACUCAAAACGCGGGUAUGCAAGCUGGCACCACACAAAUCAUAAGUCCUCUGCAACAGGCCACCGGACAACCCCAACCAUUGCAAAUUAAUGCCUCUCCUUGGGUGCAGAGUGUGCCAUUUUGGUCGAACGGUUUGCAACAGUUGGCCCAAAAUCCCAUUAUCAUAAGAGGCACACAGGCGGACGGCACACCCGGAGUGUUCAUACAACAACCCAGUGGACAAACAUUGCAGACUCAACAACCAAAUCAAAUAACCCUGCAAUGCAAUGUCACACAAACCCCCACUAAACAACGAACACAGUUGGAGCAGUUGGCUGCUAAGCAACAACAGCAGCAGCAGCAAACGGGACAAAAUCACAGCCAACAGGUGGUGCAACAACAGGCCACACAACUGCAAGUUCAACAGCAGCAGCAACAACAACAGGUCUCCAAUGUUCAGCAGCAGCAACAGCAGCAGCAGCAACAACAAGCUGUUGUUCAGGCACAUUUGCAGCAACAAGCUGCUGCCGUCGUGGCCGCAGCCAAUCAGCAACGUGGACAAACUCAAAUUCUACCCCAAUCGGGUGGUGCCCAAAUUCGUCCUGCCUCAUCCGUAUCCACACAAACAGCUCAAAAUCAAAGUUUACUCAAACAGAAGAUGCGAACAAAGCAGCAGGCGGUGCGUCCCGCUUUGCCAGCCAUGAAAACAGAACCGCAAACUGUGCAACAGGUGCAGCAGCAGCAACAACAACAGCAGCAGCAAGUAGCUAAAACUACUACUGUGGCUGGACUUCAGCAACAAAUUACGGCUGCUGUUGCAGCACAACAGCAACAACAACAGCAGCAGCAACAACAAGGUCAACCGACCAUGCAUCAAGUUGUAACAUCAGCGGGAAACAAAAUGGUGGUUAUGAGUGCUGGCACACCAAUCACUAUACAAAACGGUCAAACGCUGCAGCAGGCCGUUGAUAAACAACAACAGCAGCAGCAAUUGCAAUUGCAGCAGAUUCAAAAGCAACAACAGCAAUAUCUGCAGCAGCAAUUGAUUCAACAGCAAUUUGCUCAAAUACAGUUGCAACAUCAGCAGCAGCAACAGCAGGCAGCUGUGCAUCAACAACAACAGCAACAACUCCAGCAAGUUGUAGCUGCUCAACAACAACAGCAAGUUGGACAACAGCAGCAACAGCCUCAAAUUCAGCUGCAAGUUGGUCCACAGGGUUUUAUAACAGCCCAGCAGCAGCAACAGCUGCAAAAUCAAUUAUUGCAACAGCAACAACAAUUACAACAACAACAGCAGCAGCAACAGCGAGACCAACAGCAAUCUCAGAAUAUUAUACAUCAAAUUGUAGUACAGCAAUCACCGCAACAGCAGCAGCAACAACAACAGCAGCAGCAGCAUCAGCAAACGCAACAGUUGCAACAGCAAAUAACUGCUGUGCCAUUUUCCGUUUCGUCCUCGACGCCAGCUUCUAUAGCAACAUCUCAAGGACUGCAGCAACAUGUGGCGUAUCAAACAAAAACUUCAAACUCACUGCCCACCACUUCAGUGGUGACAAUUUCUAAUCAGACAGGUCCUUUGGUUACAAGUACGGUGGGCUUAAAUCAAGCAAACGCACAGUUACAACAACAGCAAUUAAUAGCAGCAACAAUAGCAGCCUCUCAGCAGCAACAACAGCAGCAGCAGCAACAACAGCAGCAGCAACAACAACAGCAGCAGCAGCAGCAGCAACAAUUGCAACAACAGCAGCAGGCGCAACAUUUGGUAGCUGUUGCUCAACAACAGCAGCAACAACAGCAGCAGCAGCAACAACAGCAUCAGCAACAACAGCAGCAGCAACAACAAACAACAGUUAUGCCACCUCCCUCAUCUCCAGCACAAAAUCCAAUUUUAGCAAUGGCUUCCAUGAUGAAUGCCGCCGCCGGAGGCAAUCUAACGGGCAACACCUCACUGACAACUCCAGUUUCCAUGACAUCGCCCAUGGGCAACACUAUAACAACGAAUGUUUCCUCAUUGCCCGCCACACCCACAAAACCAGCCAUUGAACAAUUGAAAACUGUCUCCAGUGCACCCAGCACUCCCUCCACAGCCACUCUUAAUAUCAAUAUCGCUGCAUCUGCACCUUCAACUCCUGUGCAACUCGCCACAGCCGAACAACCAUCAAAGGAGGCUGCCACAAAAUCCAAUGAUAAUAAAACAAUUGAAGCUUCUACUACUUCUACUACUACAGCCAUGACCACCACACCAUCUACACUUUGCACUACAGCCACUAUUGCCACCAGUAACAGUGCAACAACUACUCAACAAUCACAACAACAACAACAUUCACCAAUAAUAACAGCUUCCCAACAUACAACCACUACGCCUACAGAAACUCCCCAAAUGGCCGUACAACCCAUGGAUACUACAGAAUCGUCAAACGAACCUUUGCCAAACAUGGGUACUAAACAAACCAAUGCUAGUGCUGUAGCUCCGACCAACCAGUCGUCUGAUUGCAAUAAUUCUUCGCCUCCUAAAUCUCUCAAAUCUUCCAACACUCAACAAAUUGUUUCAAAUGAAAGCGAAAAAUCAUCUGCACAAAUUUCUUCGGUUGUUUCUUCCUCCCCGGAUGAAUCCACUUCGCCGACAUGUUUGCCAGCUGCUGUUAGUACAAACUCCUUGACCAGCUCUGCCACCUCCAUAACAACAACUUCUUCUACCACCAACACUUCGAGUACUUUCACCACGUCCACAACAACUAGUACAACUACUGGUAGCACUCCCGUUACUCCCAAGUCCAGUGGUCCACCACCAAAAUGCACACCUGGCGCUACGAUUGUUAAGGUUGAAAAGGAUUUACCAAAAGCCAUGAUCAAACCGAAUGUUUUAACGCAUGUCAUUGAUGGUUUCAUAAUACAGGAAGCAAACGAGCCAUUUCCAGUGACACGUAAACGUUAUACGGACAAGGAUGACAGUGACGAAUUACCACAAAAGAAACAAGCAUUGGAUGAUGCCUCCAACAAUAUAAACAACAACAAUAAUAAUUUGUCUACCAGUCCAUUGCCAGCCGAUAUGGUGGCAUGCGAACAAUGUGGCAAGCCGGAACAUAAAACUAAACUGAAAAAGAAACGUUUUUGCUCACCAGCAUGUGUACGCCAGGCUAAAGCUUCAAUCGGUGAGCAGGUUGCACAAGCUCAGCAGCAACAACAACAACAGCAGCAGCAGGCACAUCAACAACAACAACAACAGCAGCAAUCUGAAUCCAUAAACAAUGCAAACAUUAAUCUUAACGAUUCCAAUAAUACCAGCCAACAUUUAAACAACAGCAUUAAUAUGGACAUGAGCAACUCACUUUCUGCAGCACCCAUGGUGGCAGUAGGCGUCGCCGGCAUGAUUGAUAGAAUGCAAACUGAUAAUACAAUAAUGCAAAAUCUACCAAUUGUGACAACAGCAACCCAACUGCAAAUGCAGCAAGCGCCUCCGCCAACAUCAUCAUCACCAUCCGUCGCCAUCGUUUCAGCCGCAGUAAAUGAAAGCGCUCCCUUAGCCCCAACAGCGGCUACAACUGCAGCACCCGCUGUAGAACAGCAGCCACAGAUGGCCAACUGGACGGUGUCGGAUGUGUGUGAAUUUAUCAAGAAUCUGCCGGGCUGUAGUGAUUACGUGGAUGACUUUGAGCAACAGGAAAUUGAUGGCCAGGCCUUAUUGCUGCUCAAAGAAAAUCACUUGGUUAAUGCAAUGGGCAUGAAAUUGGGACCGGCUCUCAAAAUAGUAGCCAAAGUUGAAUCCAUGAAGGAAGUAUCAGCCGCAGCAUUAAAUGCUGCCAAUAAUGCUAUGGAGACCAAUAAUGGCAACUCGCAAUAAACAAAUUUGCUAAAACAGCAAAACUAUUUUCAAAUUGUAAAUAAUUGGGUCCUUUAA